GGCACACCGAAAUUAUUGAAAACAUGAACCCCAAAACUUUCCAAGUAUUUUCCUUGAAAUAAUUGUUUUUUCUCUGUCAGGCCUUAAAAACUGCUACUUUUCUUAUUCCAUGACUUCUCAAAUACAAAAGGGCUGCACCUCUUGCAUUAUUGGAAGAAGCAGAUUUGUGGAACGUCAGUCUAAGCGUCCUCGUCUUCUAUAUUAAGCUGUAAUCUCUGUUAGCAGAGAAUCCAAAUGUCUGAGGGUUCAGCUGAUAGUGUCAUAAUUCAUAUCCACUGUCAGCUUGAUGGCUUGCCUUCGACACCCGCGAAGCCAACUAUCUUGAGAGUCGAUAGUCAUCUACGAAAUGAUAAACGGAACAAUGUUUAUGAUCCAGAAAUACUUGCUAUUGGCCCUUAUCACCACGGGAUUUCUAGAUUGCAGAAUAUGGAACAGCUCAAGUACAAUUACCUAAAGCGAUUUCUUAAACGUAAAAACGAGCAAAGUGUGGAGAGAUAUGUCACUGCCGUGGCGGCUAUGGAAAAGCGAGCACGAAAAUGUUAUGCCGACCCUCUUGAUCUUGACGAAAAUGCAUUUGUGACAAUGAUGGUACUUGAUGGUGUCUUUCUCAUUGAACUAUUUCGCUAUAGUGGUUUCAAGCAUCUGAGAGACACCGUUGAUCCUAUUUUUAGACACGAAAGGAUUUUGAGCCAAUUGCGCCACGAUGUUCUUUUGCUCGAGAAUCAGCUUCCAUUUUUCGUCCUGAAUCAGCUGUUUAACAUGACCAAGACCGACGAAGAUCCAGAUGACCUGAUCGCUCUUGCUUUGCGUUUUUUCAACGGCAUGUUUCUAAACUUGUCUGCAUCGAGAGUCUUGGCAAGAUUGCCUGUCAAGAAUAUCGACCAUCUUUGUGGCCUGAUUCACGACGUCUGGUGUCUUCCUUUUGUAGAGACAAUCUCACAUAAGAGUAACGAAAGAGACGAGUGGGAUAAUAUAAACUCCAUCUCAGGCCUCCGGGAGGCAGGAAUAAAGUUCAGAAAGGCGAAAGGAAACGAAAACCUGAUGGACAUCAAAUUCGUAAACGGCGUGCUGAGGAUUCCAGAGUUGAUCAUAUACGAUGAGACAGAGUCACAAUUCAUGAAUCUAAUAGCAUAUGAACAACUCCUGCCUGAUGGAGAACAGCGAUACGUCUCAGACUACACAUUCUUCAUGCAUUGUCUCAUUAACACCUCAAAAGACGUCGAGCUACUACGUACUCGUGGGAUAAUAGAGAACUGUUUGGGGGACGAUGAAGAAGUUUGCCAGAUGUUUAAUCGUCUGGGAAGAAACAUCCUAACAUCUUCAGGUUUCUGUUAUUCCCAAGUCUUCUGCAGUGUGAAUAGGCACUGUCAGCGUCGUUCCAAGAAAUGGAACGCAAAUUUGCGUAGGAAUUACUUCAAUAGCCCCUGGUCGAUCAUCUCGUUUCUUGCUGCCUUUGCGCUGCUAGUUCUCACCUUCACACAGACCACAUACACCGUUCUUACAUACUACAAUCGUAAGGGGUGAUUGCAGUUGGCAUUGUUAUCAAACAAACGGUGAUCGAAGCCGAGAUUCGUGUUGUGUUUUUCGAGUUUGUGCCUUAAAGAUUCCCUCUUAGGAUGUCUAGUUGUGGUAUACUGUCAAAGAUUACAUUCAUACCUUAGUCA
Sesamum indicum (sesame) is the source of this 1664-nucleotide messenger RNA. RefSeq names its product UPF0481 protein At3g47200. The record is from RefSeq and is a predicted model, not a curated record. NCBI's taxonomy places the organism in Eukaryota, Viridiplantae, Streptophyta, Magnoliopsida, Lamiales, Pedaliaceae.